AUGAAUCCGAAUUAUGAUACAAUGGCAUAUUUAACAUUCACUCUCUCAGCAAAAUACUUAUUUUCUUUUUGUAUGACGUUCAGCUUUUCCCCGAUAUCCAGUAUCAACUCUUGUUUAUUGAAAGAUGGACUAUUCAUCUUCUGGUUCGGACAAUCCGGACGACCAGCUGUCACCCUGGCUGAAGUCGUACGGACAUGCGACCCGAUCGAAAUACCAACUUGUAAAGGACAAGGCUAUAACGUGACUGGCAUGCCGAACCUAGCUGGCAAUGACAUGCAGCGAGACGCCCAACUCCAGCUGAACACAUUCAACCCUCUCAUUCAAUAUGGCUGCAGUUCGCAAUUGACCUUCUUCCUCUGUUCAGUGUUUGUACCAAUGUGCACAGACAAAGUGAAGGAUCCCAUUGGUCCUUGCCGUCCUAUGUGCGAAAGCGUGAAGCGAAAAUGUCAGCCGGUUUUACAAGAAUUCGGUUUCAGCUGGCCCGACAUCCUCAAUUGCACAAAAUUUCCUCCUCGCAACAAUCAGGAUCAUAUGUGCAUGGAUGGGCCAGGCGAGAAUGAAGACGAAGAAACACAUCACACAGUCGGACAGACUCCUCAGGGGAGCCGGUCAGGGGUUGGCAGAACCGGCAAGAACAGAAACGCAAACGUUGGUGGCUGGCAACACGGCAAACCCCCCUUCCCGAACAUGCAUCGAGUAGGCACCUGUUUGCAUAUGCGCCACCCAGAAAAUUAUGUGUAUGUUAACCGUACAGAACGGUGCGCUUUGCGUUGUGGUCGUCAUGAUGCGUUCAGUUACAACGAUAAAGAAUUUUCUGAUGUUUGGAUGGCCAUUUGGUCGAUUCUCUGCUUUUCUUCAACACUCUUCACCGUCCUGACCUUUCUCAUUGACUCUCAACGCAUUCGCUACCCAGAACAGCCAAUCAUUUUCUUGGCCAUGUGCUACAAUAUUUACAGCAUCGCCUAUAUCGUCCGCUUGGUUGCUGGUCGCCAAAACAUUUCUUGCGAUGUUCACCGCGAAAUGCGACGCGAAUAUUCCAUCCUUAUUCAAGAGGGUCUGGAAAACACAGACUGUGCAAUCGUAUUUCUUUUACUCUAUUUCUUCGGUACAGCCAGCGCCUUGUGGUGGGUCAUACUAACGCUCACUUGGUUUUUCUCUGCUGGCCUCAAAUGGAGUCAUGAGGCCCUUCAAGUCCACAGUUCUUACUUUCACCUGACUGCCUGGGCUAUUCCUGCCAUCAAAACUAUCAUUAUUCUUAUAAUGCGGGAUGUUGAUGCUGAUGAACUAACAGGGAUCUGUUUCGUCGGUAACCAAAAUGACAAAUCUCUUAUCGGUACACUAACAGAAAAGACUGGUACUCAGCUGGCUCCACGUCGAAGCCAAGCAUAG
Messenger RNA from Acanthosepion pharaonis, 1389 nucleotides. NCBI's taxonomy places the organism in Eukaryota, Metazoa, Mollusca, Cephalopoda, Sepiida, Sepiidae. The record is from the annotation of a GenBank genome assembly.